AACAAUGAGCUCAACACAGAAGGACCAACAUGGAGCGAGAAGUCAGCGCUCUCAGGAGGCCGACAAACCUCACAGAAGAAAGAGAGAGAAAACAUACACCUGUGAUGAGUGUGGGAAGGAUUUUACUUCAAAGUGUUUACUAAAACGUCAUCAGGUCAUCCACACUGGAGAGAGACCGUUCAGCUGUGACUUGUGUGGAAAGUCUUUUUCCUUGAAGGGUUCCCUAAAAACACACCAACUCCUCCACAGUGGAGUUAAAGCGUACAGCUGUGAUCAGUGUGACAGAGCUUUUACUCGCAGUAGCCACUUACAGAGUCAUCUAGUUACCCACUCUGGAAUUAAGGCAUACAGCUGUGACAUUUGUGGAAAAACUUUCAGCCAGAGAGGGGACCGAAAUAUACACCUACGCAUUCACACCAGACAUGAUGUGUACUGCUGUGAACAGUGUGGCAAACAUUUUACAACAAACCAGAAGUUACAACACAUGUUUACCCACACUGAGGAGAGACCUUAUAAAUGUGACCUGUGUGAGAAGACUUUUAAAUCUCCACAUUACCUGAGACGACACCAACAGAUCCACACCAGAAAGAGACUCUACAAGUGCAGUUACUGUGAGAAGCAGAGCGACACAGAUGGAUCCAGUUCUCAACCCUGUCAUCACCGUGGUGGUGGGAAAGACUUUCAUUGUGACCUCUGUGGAAAAACUUUCAGUCGGCAAGACAACCUAAAAACACAUCAACGUAGACACACUGGAGACAAACUGAAAUACUGCAAAGAAUGUGGGAGAAGCUUCACCACAUCAUGUGACUUAAAACGCCAUGAACUGAUUCACAGUGGGGUUAAAAAGCACCUCUGUGAUCAGUGUGGGUCAUCCUUCAACACUGCAGGUGAGCUUAAAACACACAAACGAGUCCACACAGGAGAGAAACCAUACAAGUGCAGACACUGUGACAAAAGCUUCUCACAAUCAAGUGGUCGUAUCUAUCAUGAACUCAUCGCCAACAUGGCGAAGAUGUGA
Molecule: messenger RNA, 1018 nt
Organism: Oreochromis niloticus (Nile tilapia)
Lineage: Eukaryota; Metazoa; Chordata; Actinopteri; Cichliformes; Cichlidae
Product: zinc finger protein 239-like
Exons: 4
Coding region: 5-1018 (337 amino acids)
Source: RefSeq, a predicted model, not a curated record